Messenger RNA from Dipodomys ordii (Ord's kangaroo rat), 990 nucleotides. RefSeq names its product mas-related G-protein coupled receptor member A-like. The coding region runs from base 1 to 990 and encodes 329 amino acids. Gene Ontology annotation, biological process: G protein-coupled receptor signaling pathway. NCBI's taxonomy places the organism in Eukaryota, Metazoa, Chordata, Mammalia, Rodentia, Heteromyidae. The transcript has a single exon. Gene Ontology annotation, cellular component: membrane. The record is from RefSeq and is a predicted model, not a curated record. Gene Ontology annotation, molecular function: G protein-coupled receptor activity.
AUGAACACAACCAGCCCCUCCUCCUUGGGGACGGAGCCCACGCCCUUGAACCACACAGAAGGAAACGUGCCUGGAAGCUUCAACAGCAAGAUCCUCAUCCCCAACGUGGUGAUCAUCCUCUCCGCCCUGGUGGGGUUGGCAGGAAACAGUGUGGUGCUCUGGCUGCUGGGCUUCCGCAUGCGCAGGAACGCCUUCUCCAUCUACAUCCUCAACCUCGCCGCAGCCGACUUGCUCUUCCUCUGCUGCCACAUGAUCGAUUCCACGCUGGUCCUCGUCAAAUUCUCCUAUCCCGACAUCGUCUUCCUCCCCUGCUUCACGACCAUCAAGAUGUUCCCCUACCUCGCAGGUCUGAGCAUGCUCAGCGCCAUCAGCACCGAGCGCUGCCUGUCCGUCCUGUGCCCCAUCUGGUACCGCUGCCGACGCCCCAAGCACACCUCCACCGUCAUGUGCGCCCUGCUCUGGGUCACAUCUCUGCUCUUCAGCAUCCUGAACAGGUACUACUGCGGCUUCUUGGAUAAGAAGUAUGACAAUGAACAGUGUCUGGUGUCUAACUUUUGCACGGCUGCGUGCCUGCUGUUCUUAUUUGUGGUUCUGUCUGGGUCCAGUGGGGCCCUGCUGGCCAAAGUCCUGUGCGGUGCUGGGAAGAUAAAGUUGACCAGGCUGUACGUGACCAUCCUGCUCACCGUGCUGGUCUUCCUCAUCUGUGGCCUGCCCUUCGGCAUCCACUGGUUCCUGUUAAUAUGGAUUCAGAUUGACUUCAGCGCCAUCUCCUAUGGCCUCUAUCUGAGCUCCGUGGUCCUCUCCUCCGUGAACAGCUGUGCCAACCCCAUCAUCUACUUCUUCGUGGGCUCUUUCAGGCAGCAGCUGAAGAAGCAGACGCUCAAGCUGCUCCUCCAGAGGGCCCUGCAGGACACGCCCGAGGGUGAAGCAGGUGGAAGCAGCCUUCCUCAGGGCACCUUGGAGAUGUCCAUAAGCAAAGAGGAGCAGUGA